UCUUCCCGCGAAACCCAAUUUUUCCUUCUCCCACCCUUUUUUGCUCCCACUCUCCUAACAUUGUAACUGCUUUGUUCUUUGAAUUUCUUCAUUGAUUGCUGUUGUCCGUCAUUCUGCCUCGCGUUAGUGUUGCUGCUGCUGUUAGCGGGCGCGUGUUGAAGCUGCUGUUCCUGUGAAGCAUUCGGGUUCAGGUUUGGGUUCCUCUUGCUGCUGCUGUUCACGUCAUUGCUGCUGCUGUUCGCGUUCAGAGUGGCAGCUGUGCUUUUAUACAAAAAGGCACAGAUGGAACUAUUAAGACUAGAAGGCUAAAAGUUAAAGAAAUGGAUAAUUUAACUAGAGAUGAGCAAGUUGUAGUAAACUUUGAAGAUCAACAAGCUAUUGGGGAAAGCCAAGGUUUACUUGCUGGAUAUUUAGGGACAUUAGCAGUUGAUUGUAAGUUAUUUCCAAUCAACUUCUCAAAGUGGUCAGGACCUCUAGGUAUACCUCGAUCUAGGUUUGAAGAGUGUUUUAGUAACUUGCUGAAGCCAAAAUUUCAUUUCAAAAUUUCUGAGGGCAUUGCAAAGCGAUAUUGCAAAUUGAGCCUUGCAAAAAAGUGGUCACAACAUAGAAUUAAGUUGUGGAAUGAGUUCUAUGAUCCAUGUAUGAGUAGACAAGCAAUCAUUGAUAAUGUCCCAGUUGGCAUCGACAGAGAUCAAUGGACAUCCUUCAUUCAAUAUCGGUUUCUACCUUCUACAAUGGAGAUGUGUAAGAGAAACAAAGAAGUUCGCAAGAAGCAAACAAUUCCCCAUACUGGUGGCUCAAAACCCAUCUCAAGGAAAAGACAUGAAAUAGAACAAAUUGAACUACUUAUGACUCAAAAUGAGAAAGAUGAAUCUGGACCAUCCACAAAUGAUGCUAUUGGCAAAGUCUUUGGGGAGGAACAUUCUGGUAGGGUGCGAUGCUUGGGAAUGGGAGCUACACCUACUAAUACUUUCAGAGGUGCCAAUCAUCCUGGCCAGUUUGCUAAUUCUUCAAUUUCAAUGUCUUCUACCAAUUACUCCCAAGCUGAUUUUAAACGUUUAGAGUCUAAAUUUGAUGGGACAUUGACUACACUAAAGGCUUAUUUCCUUUCUAAAGAAGGAAGAAUUCCUGCUGAACUUAUUAGUAUAUUUGACCACGGAGCUCAGGCUAAUGAUGUUGAGAAUGAAAUUAUUACACCAGCAACAGGAAGAGCAUCAUCAUCAGGUGGAAGCAAUGAAAAUUGUGAAGACAUUGUUUAGUGUUAUUUGAAAGACUAAGUAGUUGUGAAUUCUUUUUUUUUUUUUAGGAUAUUAUGUUAGAUUUUAUUUACUAAACAAACUUAUUCAAAUAGUG
This is a messenger RNA of Arachis stenosperma, 1353 nucleotides long. RefSeq lists its product as uncharacterized. The record is from RefSeq and is a predicted model, not a curated record. The coding region runs from base 321 to 1259 and encodes 312 amino acids. Lineage: Eukaryota; Viridiplantae; Streptophyta; Magnoliopsida; Fabales; Fabaceae. The transcript is spliced from 6 exons.